This is a messenger RNA of Lates calcarifer (barramundi perch), 2039 nucleotides long. RefSeq names its product CWC27 spliceosome associated cyclophilin (gene cwc27). Gene Ontology annotation, molecular function: peptidyl-prolyl cis-trans isomerase activity. Gene Ontology annotation, biological process: protein peptidyl-prolyl isomerization; protein folding. NCBI's taxonomy places the organism in Eukaryota, Metazoa, Chordata, Actinopteri, Centropomidae. The record is from RefSeq and is a predicted model, not a curated record. Gene Ontology annotation, cellular component: catalytic step 2 spliceosome.
AGUAAACAAUAAGCUCAUAUGUAUAGCCAAUAUGGCUGUAGACAGUAAAGUAUGAAAUGUGUUACCUGAAAAGCAGGUUAAUUUAACAAACGUUAUCUACCGUUUUAUAUUUUCAUUAUCUACAAGUGUCAGUGUAAAUACCAUAAUUUUCGUGCAUUAACCUAAAACACAAGCUUGGCGGCAAAAUGAGCAAUAUUUACAUUCAAGAGCCUCCAACAAACGGAAAGGUCCUGUUGAAGACCUCGGCAGGUGAUAUUGACAUUGAGUUGUGGUCCAAGGAGGCUCCUAAAGCAUGCAGGAACUUUGUGCAGCUAUGCAUGGAAGGUUACUAUGACGGCACAAUAUUUCACAGAGUGGUGCCUGAAUUCAUUGUUCAAGGUGGAGAUCCCACUGGGACAGGGACAGGUGGAGAGUCCAUCUAUGGCCGGCCAUUCAAGGAUGAAUUUCACUCCAGAUUGCGCUUCAAUCGAAGAGGUUUGGUUGCCAUGGCAAAUGCUGGGCCACAUGAUAAUGGCAGUCAGUUUUUCUUCACCUUGGGACGCGCAGAUGAGCUCAACAACAAACACACUAUAUUCGCCAAGGUCACAGGAGACACAGUUUAUAAUAUGCUCAGAUUAGCCGACGUUGAAUGUGAUGGAGAGGAAAGACCUCUGAAUCCCCACAAAAUAAGAAUCGCGGAGGUGCUUCACUCUCCCUUUGAUGACAUUGUACCCCGUGAAAUAAAGAAAGGCAAAAAGGAAAAAGACAAAGAGGAGGGAAAGAAAUCACAGUCCAAAGCCACAAAGAACUUCAGUCUGUUGUCAUUUGGAGAAGAAGCUGAAGAGGAAGAGGAGAUGGUGAAUCAAGUCAGUCAGACAUUGAAGGGAAAAAGCAAAAGCAGCCAUGACCUCCUGAAAGAUGAUCCAAGGCUGAGCUCUGUUCCAGCAGUUGAUAAGAAGAAAAAGAAAGGGACAUCUGGAGAUGCAGCUGAUACGGACGAUGAUGAGGCCGAUGAUGAUGUUGAAGACGACAUGGAAGAAGAUGAAGAAUAUGACUCAGAUAAGAAAGAGAAGAUGAGAGAGCUCAUCAGUAAAAAGCUAAAGAAAGAAAAAGGCACAGAGAAAAUGACGGAGCCCAGUGAGGAAGAGCGAGGGAAAAAGACCAGCCGCAGUGAUGAAUUACGGAAAGAGGCGCGGCAGUUGAAGAAGGAGCUACAGGCCAUAAAGCAAAGGAAAGAAGAAAGUUCAAAACCUGUAGUAGAUGAAGUCAAGGAAGUGGAUAAAAAGCCAAACAGUGAGGCAGUGGCUGAGUACCUGGAGGGAAGAAAGAAGUACGAAGAGCUCAGGAAACAAAAACUGAAGAAAGGCUCAAACAGAGAAGAACAGACACUGGCCCUCCUCAAUCGCUUCAAGUCCAAGCUGUCAUCGGCUAUCACUGAUGCUCCAGAGGAUGACGUGGAGGACCUGGCAGAAGAUGAUGACAAAGGAUGGAUGGGCCAUGUUCUGCAGUUUGAUGAGCAAACCAGAAAAGUCAAGGAUGCCAACAUGCAGGACGAGGACACUUUUGAGAUCUACGACCCGCGCAACCCCGUCAAUAAACGACGGAGAGAGGAGAGCAAGAAGAUCAUGAAGGAGAAAAAGGCCAAGAGGUGAGGUCACAAGGUCGAAGGUCAGGUCCUGCCCAAGCCAAGUGACUGAAGAAGUGGUCAUAGUGCAUCCUGCCUGUCCGCUUUUCCACCACUUCAAACCCUGCUUUUGUUGAACAGUCUCAUGGCUCAAACAUCUGGAUUGAGGAUACUGAUCUGAGCACAUACCAUCCCUGUAAUCUGUGAUGGAAGGGCUUCUUCACUUUAAACAGCUGCACCCAGACAACAUUCAGUUACUCAUCAGGAUUAAGGCUGUAGUCGCAGUAAUGAUUAAGGUCAUAAUUUGAUUACGUGUUAAGUUGUUAACUUUUUUUAUGCCGGUUGUUUAUGCCAUUCUUUCUCCAUUUUUGUUGUCUAGAGCUUAAAUGUGAGCAUUAGACUUUACCCAAAAAAUAAAUGACAUUUGUUAACAAGA